Messenger RNA from Syngnathus acus (greater pipefish), 1745 nucleotides. RefSeq names its product ATPase Na+/K+ transporting subunit beta 3a (gene atp1b3a). Bases 125 to 961 code for a protein of 278 amino acids. The transcript has 7 exons. The record is from RefSeq and is a predicted model, not a curated record. Gene Ontology annotation, molecular function: ATPase activator activity. Gene Ontology annotation, cellular component: sodium:potassium-exchanging ATPase complex. Lineage: Eukaryota; Metazoa; Chordata; Actinopteri; Syngnathiformes; Syngnathidae. Gene Ontology annotation, biological process: intracellular sodium ion homeostasis; intracellular potassium ion homeostasis; potassium ion import across plasma membrane.
CGUUAUUUUCCCGCACCAACGGAGCAAAAUAAACCCCAAUAUUCUGGGGAUUUUUUAUUAUUUUCUUAUUUUAUUUUAUUUUAUUUAGCACCUCUCCCCUGCUCCCAACUUAAAGAAUUCCACCAUGGCGAGUACGGAGGAUAAACAGGCCAGCAAGGCGGACGAGUCCAGCUGGAAGGACUCCUUCUACAACCCGAGGACCGGCGAGGUUCUGGGGCGCACAGCAGGCAGCUGGGCCCUCAUCUUGUUGUUCUACUUGGUCUUCUACUGCUUCCUGGCUGGUAUGUUUGCUCUGACCAUGUGGGUGAUGCUGCUCACUCUGGAUGAGAAUGUGCCCAGGUACAGAGAUCGCGUUCCUUUCCCAGGUUUGGUCGUCCUUCCAAACUCUCUUGACAUCACUUUCAACAAAUCCGAUUCCACCAAGUAUGACACAUAUGUGAAAAGCCUGGAGACCUUCCUGCAAAAGAGUUAUGAUGACACUGAACAGGAGAAGAAUCUAGACUGCCCUGAAGGAGACUAUUUCCUGCAAGAUGACGAACCGGAGAAGAAAGUGUGUCGCUUCAAGAGAGGCUACCUGAGUCUGUGCUCCGGCCUGUCCGACGUCAACUUUGGUUACUCUGAGGGGAGACCAUGCGUGCUCCUGAAACUCAACAGGAUCAUUGGCCUGAAGCCUAUCGGGGAUCCUUACGUCAACUGCACCAUCAAAAAAGAGCAACCAGUCCAGAUGCAGUACUUCCCUCGAAAGGGACGUAUCGACAAGAUGUACUUCCCCUACUAUGGCAAGAAAGCCCAUGUGAAUUAUGUUCAACCACUGGUUGCUGUUAAGCUGCUGCUCACCAAGGAGGACUACAACAAGGAGCUGUCGGUGGAGUGCCGGGUAGAGGGCUCUAACCUGCGCAAUAACGACGAGAGGGAUAAGUUCCUGGGUCGUGUCACUUUCAGGAUCAAGGUGAUUGAGUAAAAAGGGAGGGGAAAUUGCUGGUCAAAAGGAUCCCCCCCCCCCUCCCCUCGUAUACCCCCUCCCAAUGCAGAGGCUGCCCACAUUCGCUAAGGAAGGAAGUGUCAAAUCCCUCUCAAGACAACAUUCGGGAUGAGGCAGAUUAGUCUGGUUGGUAGUAGGAAAUGCGGUUAGGAAUGUUGCGUUGAUGGCAUUGAUGACCCUUCUUUCCUUCAAGAUUCCUUGCUGACCUCCGCAAACAAUCCCAAGAGAACAAGACACAGGCUCCCUCCUCCCCUUCCCUUGUUUUGGUUUCAUUUUGGUGCGAUUAGCUGACUAAUAGCCAACGAAAGCAAGCCAUUUGGAGCUGUCGUGUUAUUGCUGAUGCAACUUUUUUCAUAUUGUGGGUGUCAAACUCAUUUUUGUCACGGGGCUACAUCGUAGUUGUGGUUUCACGCGGAAAGACAUUACGGUCUGUAAAAUUACAUUUUUUUUUUUUACAAGAAACUCCUUGCAAAUAUGUUAAUCACCUGUAAAGCAUUUUUAUUUCAUUCUGAAAUUUCACCCAAAAUUAAAUAUCCCAAACAGGUUGUUGACUUUUAUUAUCUGUUGAAAUUGAAGAAAAAUUCCAACUUUGGUCCAAAUUUUCUUCCACAAUUAAAACAAAUCCAUUUGUUAAGAAAAAUGAGCUAGACAAACUUUGAGUUUGACACCUGUGGUGUAGGCCUUCCUUCAUCCUGGGAAGAGAUCGAUCGGUCUUGUUUUCAUGCCCCCAUAGCCAUACAACACACAAAUAAUUACAUUGUAA